AUGACCCAGAGAUACACAUUGGUAGGCUUUACGGAAGAUCUGGACUGGAAGCCUCUUCAAUUCGUUACACCUCUUCCAGAGAACAGACUGUGCAGUGUCUGCGGAUUGGUGCGCAAGACAACCGCUCUUCUACCAUGUGGCCACGUACUGUGUCAUUCCUGCUUCCAAAAGUGCUGGGCUACCGAGGAACACGCCUGUCCGAUUGACGGCAAGUGUUGUGCGGAAGAAGACGUCGAGUGGAGGGACUUCCCGGCUGAAAAUCUCCUGAAAAGAGAGGUAAAAUGCUGGAACGAAAUACAUGGUUGCACACUUCAAAUGGCCGCCGCAGAAGUCCACAAGCAUUUCCUCCGAGAAUGUGAAUACCACUGCACACCCUGUCCAAGGUGCUUGAGAAUGGUUUUAAUCCGUAAUAUGAGCGAACACCUGAGAGCUUCAUGCCAAGCUGUUACAACACCUGUGCCAAUUCAGGAAAUGAUAGGCGACACUGUGCAGACGGACAUGUUGGAAGGUGUGAGGAGACUAUUGCAAGAGGCAGGUGAAAUGAAGGCCCUUCUACAGCGGGCACUUGGAGAAAAUGGCGCGAUUAAUGACAGCCUCAUGGAGGUUUGCCAAAGUGUGAACUCUCUUAAAGAAUCAGUGAAACAAGAAAUUGCACCACUCGCAUCACUAAGUGAAGUGACCCAUUGCGUGUUGGAUGGCAUCAGCACGCUACAUGGCUCGCUUAACAGUGAAAUGGCUGACCUAAAAAUGCAAGCCGAAGAGCUUCCUCGAGUUCGGGCUGCAAUCGAAAGCACGAAGACGAUUCUGGAGAUUCAGAAGAAAGCACUAGCAUACGCUGAAAAAAAUGAAACCCGUUGCGACUUUUUGGUUCCAGGAAUACAGUCGCUUGAAGCCAGUGCUUUGCAAGACGGCAAUAGUGUUUAUGCCCAAGGGCAGGUAUAUCUUCGUGGUUACAAUAUGUCGCCUGGUGUUAAACUAACAAGAAACGAAGAAAGUGUGUCCGUGGAUUUGAGGCUUCAGCUGCACAGAGGGGACCACGAUGAUUUGAUUCAGUGGCCUUUCGAGCAGAAAAUCAGGUUUACUAUUGUGCACCCUCUGAAAAACGAAGAAAAAUUUAUUAUUCUAAAGACAUGCCGUCAUCUUGAAUUCUACAAGAAGCCAACUUCUCUGAGUAACCAAGGUGUUUUUUUUCCUUAUUGUUUUAAGUUAGGAGAUCUGAAAAGUGGCGGCUACGUAUGCGACGACAAGCUGCGUGUUAUCGUCGAGCUUCUGUAAUCAUCGCAGCAUUUGGCGUCUCUUGAAUGUAAAACG
Rhipicephalus sanguineus (brown dog tick) is the source of this 1311-nucleotide messenger RNA. Its product is annotated as TNF receptor-associated factor 6-like. Gene Ontology annotation, cellular component: plasma membrane signaling receptor complex; cytoplasmic side of plasma membrane. Lineage: Eukaryota; Metazoa; Arthropoda; Arachnida; Ixodida; Ixodidae. Gene Ontology annotation, molecular function: tumor necrosis factor receptor binding; ubiquitin protein ligase binding. The coding region runs from base 1 to 1275 and encodes 424 amino acids. Gene Ontology annotation, biological process: tumor necrosis factor-mediated signaling pathway; positive regulation of JNK cascade; regulation of canonical NF-kappaB signal transduction. The transcript is spliced from 2 exons. The record is from RefSeq and is a predicted model, not a curated record.